AGUCCGGCAGCCCGGCGUCCCCUCCUUCCCGGCCCCGCCCCGCCCCGCCCCGCCCCGCCGCCCCCCUGACCUCCGUGUCCCUGAGGCCGCUACCAGCCACCGCGCAUCCUGCGGGAGAAAUCAUCACCAUGUCAUCUACUCUGUUGCCCAAACCACAGAUGAGGGGCCUCCUGGGCAAACGUCUGAGAUUCCAUAUUGUAGGGGCAUUGAUUGUAUCCCUGGGAAGUGCAGUUUUGUACAAGUAUGGCGUGGCUGAGCCCAGGAAACGAGCAUAUGCAGACUUCUAUAAAAACUAUGAUUCCAUGAAGGACUUUGAGGCCAUGAGGGAAGCUGGUGUUUUUGAAAGUGUACAACCGAAAGACUCAUAAGCAGCAUAUAUAGAUCAUCUUCAAGGAGACUUGACAGCUUAAACUUGUUUCUUCAGUCAACUGUAAAAUGUGUAAUACACUUCAGUGGUGGGCAUGCUGUAGUGUUAUUCAAUAAACUAAAUACUUAAUGAAGCUUUAUUUAUCUUAACUGAUGACCUUGACUGUUUAGAUGCUGAGGGAAGGGGUGGAAAUUCAGGUGGUACUCUUCAUAUAAUGCUAAAGACUAGGUGAGAGAGAAACAGAGAUCCUGAACCCUUGUGGUUACUAAAAUAAAGACAGUAUUGUUUGCUUCCUGGCCUAAAGUGUUCAAUAGGCAACAGCUGCUUGGACAGCACUUGCAGAGGAUUCCUAUAUACAGUAUUUAUAAAAAAUUGAAAGCUUUUUUUGCUUAGGAUACAAAGUUAAAAUGUACCAGAGUUAAAGUUUCCAGGGCCACAUAAUUUCCCUCCUCCCCCUUCAAAGUUGAACCUGUACUACUGAAUGAGGCAAGGAUCCUCUUGAAAACGUGAUCAUGUAAUUAAAGACAGCAUCCGAAUUAAUACAUAAAAGGGGUUGCAAUUAAUAUUGCCCAUGCAACCUUAAUCUGGCAGUUCCAAAUUUUUGACUUUUAGAACUCUUAAAUAAAAUGACCUUUUAAGGGGUUGUGGGUUGAAAGGGAGGUGUGCACGAGGGAGUUUUGAGUCCGUAGCACUUCCUUCCCUAUCACAUUCCUAUUCAUUGGGGGUAAGGGAGAAGAAACAGACACAGGGAAGGGGAAAGGUGAGAAAACAGUAUGACAUCUCUCUUCCUCCCCCCCAUGUAUUUUUAUACUUCUCCCAUCAAGUUGUCUGUUUGCUUGCUGUCUUGUCGUCUUCUCCUUUCUGUUCCUAGACUCACUACUCUUGAGUUCUCUGUGGGUUUUCCCCUCUCCUCCAUUAUAGUCUUUGGCUCACUUCCUUUUUCCUUCUUAGGAGUACUUUCUUUCUUCCCCUUUAUCCUGCAGUCCUCUCUCUCUCCAACCCAUUCCAGAAGUUUGAACUGUCACUGUUCCUGCUGCAAGGCCCCUACUUAUUCCCCUUUCUGCUGAAAAUGCCUUCUUUUUUUCUUCCUGUGUGCCCCCCUAACCCUCUUCCCCAAUAGUGCUGGAAUGUGACUCCUGGGGCUGGCACCAGCACCCUACCUUUGGGUAUAGGCAGCAGUGCAUAGCAGUUGGCUUAAGGCCCCAAAUCCUAGGUGUAUGCCUGUACCUCAGACACUGGGGGCCAGGAGAGGGUCUAGAGAAGAUGAGGGCAAGAGCACCUAGUGGCAGCCAAAGGCACUUAGAUGCACACAUACUGAAGUAAGAAAAUGCAUGUUUAAGUUACAUAAACAAACUUUCAUUUGUGCUGUGGUGAUGACAUGAGAGGGAAAAUGUUCUGUACAAGUCAGUUUAAUUUGCUCUGGGACUGCAAACAUUAAAAUGUCCAUUGUAAUUAAUGGUUACUGCAUGACAUCAAUACAGGGCCAUUAAAGAUGAGUUGGAUACC
This is a messenger RNA of Gopherus evgoodei (Goodes thornscrub tortoise), 1873 nucleotides long. RefSeq names its product cytochrome c oxidase subunit 6C-2. Bases 129 to 368 code for a protein of 79 amino acids. The record is from RefSeq and is a predicted model, not a curated record. Gene Ontology annotation, biological process: mitochondrial electron transport, cytochrome c to oxygen. The transcript has 4 exons. NCBI's taxonomy places the organism in Eukaryota, Metazoa, Chordata, Testudines, Testudinidae.